GAUUUGUCUGAGAAUUUUUUUUUGGUUUCAUAACCAUGCUGCUGCUGGUAGUGUGUAUGGUGCUUUCUGUCUCUGGGAACAUAUUUGCUGGCAUGCCAAGAGUGAUUCACAAGACAGAAGUGAACAGUACUGUGGGAGAAAAUGUAACCUUGUCCUGCCAGCUGUCUGCAGAGAAAGAGGUCCUCCAAGUCACAUGGCAGAAAGAAGGUCAAACAACAGAUAAUAUAGCCACAUACAGUCCCAACCAUGGCCCCAGAUUACUUGGAUCCUACCUUGACCAUGUCCGAGUGACCCAAAGUGAUUUGAACUCCUCAGCCAUCACACUUGAGUUUGUCUCCUUAAAAGAUGAAGGAUGCUACAGAUGCAUUUUCAACAUUUUCCCCAUAGGGCCUGUCCAGGGCAGGAUGUGUUUGAAUGUUUAUGCCAUAUCAAAACCCGAGGUGGAUGCCCAGCUCCUGACCAGGGAAGAGGGGGAAGUACUGUCCCUGAGCUGCCGUGUGACAGGAAAACCAGCCCCCAAGAUCACCUGGGACCUGCCAGAUGGUUUGGUAGUGACACCACAACUCUCAUAUGUUUGGCACCCUAACAAGACUGUGACUGUCAUCAGCAACUUCACCUACAGCCCUGCCCAGCUCCCCCAGGAAUGGCCAAUAAUAUGUAUGAUUCAGCACCCAGUUCUCAACACAGAGAUUGAAUUGAAGUAUCCAUUCCACGAAACUACUGAUGAUCACAAGAUUAUCUUCAUCUGCUUCUUUUCUGUGAGCAUCACUGCCUUUUUCCUGGGACUCUAUUAUUGCUGUUUACGGAAACAAAAAAUGGACACCUGCCAAGUAGGCGAAGCUGUGAUCUUGGUCAUCAGUUGGUUGACUCCAAAGGUCUGCUGUGGGAGGUUCUCAAGCAAAGUUUCUGCCAACAUCACUGAGCAGCAAAGGACUGCGUAUGUGUAACCCUUUUUAUACUUAUACUGGAAAUACUCUCAAACUGUGCUCAACUGUGUUGUUGAAACUGGCAAGGAAACUCUAGGGGCCACACCCAAGAGUGUGCAACCAGCUGGCUCCUUCAAGACAACUCCCACGGAUGUUGCUGAGCUUUCUGUGAUUCAGGAAUCUUUGGACCUUGUGUCUUAUACUGAUCAACAGUGAUACUACAGUGGGUCUGUGAUCUCAUGAGUUUGGGACUUCCUUCCAAUGAUCUGAAGUGAGACAGACUGAGAUCUAUCCAUAUCUGCCUGUUUGAUGCUAUCCUAGUUCAUGGCCUCCCAGAAAUUCACCACAAGGAGUCCAUCUAACACUUGGGACUGUAUUUGAUUUUUCCCAACAUCCCAACAUAGCAGUGAAACAUUCUGCCUGUCUUUGGCAGCCCUGGAUUUAAACAUGUGACCCACCAACCUUUUCUUCCUGGCAUACUCUCCCAUGAUGAUAUCCUCACCUCUCAUUCUUCUUUAGAGAGAUUUGUUGGUUUUAUUUCAUAGCUGCUCGUAUCUACCUCCCAUUUCACCAUUGUCCUUUAUGAGAUACUCUUCUUUAGUGUUUUAUAGGAAAUGGUAUCGCCAUAUAACAAAACUGGUAAUAUAUUUAAUAUUCAGAACAUAAUCCUUUUCUUUCAUGAAAAGCUGUAUGGAAUUAAAUCUUUUUUGUUGGUACAAGACCGUGAAGAAUAUACAUAUAUGUUCCACAUAUUUGAAAGAGCCAGAGUCUGUGGGUAUACUCCAUGAUUUGUACUUUGUUGGUAUUGCUCACUUGUUUCCUCUCUGGGACCCCAUUUUUGGGUUUUCUUGGCAAAGAAACUGGAGUGGUUUGACAUUUCCUUCUCUAGCUCAUUUUAAAGAUGAGAAAACUGAGGCAAACAAGGUUAAGUGACUUGCCCAGGGUUACAAAGCUAGUAAGUGUCUGAGGUUAGAUUUGAACUCAUGAAUCUUUCUGAUUUCAAUCACAGUGUUCACACACUGCACCACCUAGCUGCCCCUUACAAAAAAAAUUUGCUAGCAAAAAGCAAAAUGGGUGAGGAUUCCUCUGAUUACUACCAGUACAAUUAAUAUUAUGCGAAAACCCGUGGGUUAAGUCCAAUGGUUGUUUCCAUGACCAAACCAUUUCUUUUUUUCUGCUUAUACAACAUUCUCAACACUACCUCAUAAGUCUAAAUACUUCAGUAAUUCAGGGAUCUCUGAAAUGGGUUUAGGUAAGCCCUUCACCAAUGUGGAUUCUGAGCCCUCCUUGGCAGUCUUUGCAAGUUUCUGUGUCCAGGGCGGGUAAGGCCAAUAUAAUUUCAAAAAAUGACAAUUUUACCUAAUUAAUCUAGUCAU
Messenger RNA from Trichosurus vulpecula (common brushtail), 2302 nucleotides. Its product is annotated as OX-2 membrane glycoprotein-like. Gene Ontology annotation, molecular function: cell-cell adhesion mediator activity. The transcript has 5 exons. The coding region runs from base 36 to 947 and encodes 303 amino acids. NCBI's taxonomy places the organism in Eukaryota, Metazoa, Chordata, Mammalia, Diprotodontia, Phalangeridae. The record is from RefSeq and is a predicted model, not a curated record.